ACACUCUGCCAGCCACUCCUUUCCCCUGCCUGCUGACGGGCCAGGUGCUCCCUCCCUCUUCCCUCCUCCCUCCCCUGGGCCCUGCUCCCUGCCCUCCUGGGCAGCCAGGGCAGCAAGGACGGCACCAAGGGAGCUACCCCAUGGACAGGGCCCCACAGAGACACCACCGAACAUCUCGGGAACUUCUGGCUGCAAAGAAGACUCAUACUUCACAAAUUGAAGUAAUACCUUGCAAGAUCUGUGGGGAUAAGUCAUCUGGGAUCCACUACGGGGUCAUCACCUGUGAGGGGUGCAAGGGCUUCUUUCGCCGCAGCCAGCAGUGUAAUGUGGCCUACUCCUGCACCCGUCAGCAGAACUGCCCCAUUGACCGCACCAGCCGCAACCGAUGCCAACACUGCCGCCUGCAGAAGUGCCUGGCUCUGGGCAUGUCCCGAGAUGCUGUUAAGUUCGGCCGAAUGUCCAAGAAGCAGAGGGACAGUCUCCAUGCAGAAGUGCAGAAACAACUGCAGCAACAGCAGCAGCAACAGCAGCAACAGGAACAAGUGGCCAAGACUCCUCCAGCAGAGGGCCAUGGAGCAGAUACCCUUACAUACACUUUGGGGCUCCCAGAUGGGCAGCUACCACUGGGCGCCUCACCUGACCUGCCUGAGGCCUCUGCUUGUCCCCCUGGCCUCCUGAGAGCCUCAGGCUCUGGGCCCCCAUAUUCCAACAACUUGGCCAAAACAGAGGUCCAAGGAGCCUCCAGCCACCUUGAGUAUAGCCCAGAGCAAGGCAAAGCUGAAGGCAGAAACAGCGUCUACAGCACAGACAGCCAGCUUACUUCUGGAAGAUGUGGACUUCAUUUCGAGGGAGCCAGGCAUCCCGAGCUUGGGGAACCAGAACAAGGUCCAGACAGCCACUGCAGUCCCAGUUUCUGCAGUGCCCCAGAGGCACUGUAUGCCUCUCUGACAGACAUAGAGUACCUGGUCCAGAAUGUCUGCAAGUCCUACCGAGAGACAUGCCAGCUGCGGCUGGAGGACCUGCUACGGCAACGCACCAACCUCUUCUCCAGGGAGGAGGUGACCAGCUACCAGAGGAAGGUGAGGGCAGAAGACACGAGGGAAGGGAGGGCAUCACCCCCACCACCACUGGAAGAGCCCAGAGAUGGCUACUUGCACAGGUCACCUCCUCUGUCCCUGCAGUCCAUGUGGGAGAUGUGGGAGCGUUGUGCCCACCACCUCACUGAGGCCAUUCAGUAUGUGGUGGAGUUUGCCAAGCGGCUCUCGGGCUUCAUGGAGCUCUGCCAGAAUGACCAGAUCAUACUACUGAAAGCAGGAGCAAUGGAAGUGGUGCUCGUGAGGAUGUGCCGGGCCUACAAUGCUGACAACCACACAGUCUUCUUUGAAGGCAAAUAUGGUGGCGUGGAGCUGUUCCGAGCCUUGGGCUGCAGCGAGCUCAUCAGUUCCAUAUUCGACUUUUCCCACUUCCUCAGUGCCUUGCAUUUCUCUGAGGAUGAGAUCGCCCUCUACACGGCCCUGGUUCUCAUCAAUGCCAACCGGCCUGGGCUCCAAGAGAAAAGGAGAGUGGAGCAUCUGCAAUACAGUCUGGAGCUGGCCUUCCAUCAUCAUCUCUGCAAGACCCAUCGCCAAGGCCUCCUAGCCAAGCUGCCGCCCAGAGGGAAACUCCGGAGCCUGUGCAGCCAGCACGUGGAAAAGCUGCAGCUCUUCCAGAGCCUCCACCCCAUCGUGGUCCAAGCUGCCUUCCCUCCUCUCUACAAGGAGCUCUUCAGCGCAGACGUGGAGCCCCCGAGGGGCUAACCAAGCCACCCCAGGACAGACAACUGUCUGCUUCCUUCAGCUGAUGGAUGGCCUGUCUCCCUGGACUCCGCUCCCUCGGCCUCCCCCUUCUCGCGCUCCUGGGGGGGGUGGUCUCCCUAGGAGUGAGCAAAUGCUAAGCCUGGUUUUCUGCCCCCAGGCUUGCCUGGCAGAAAACAGUAGCAGGUGCCAGUGAAAAGGCUUGUUCUGUUUGAUUUCCCUUAAGUUCCACCCUGGCUUCCAGAAGGUGUGGGGUAGAUGGGACAUAAAGGCCUGUAGGAUGACCAAGUCAAACGAACAGGGGGAUAAAUCCAGAUUCCCAGGAUGAAGAGAACUCAAUUCUGAGCUUGAAAGCUAACACAGUCCUUUGAAUACCUCAUUGUACUUCCCCUUGGACUCCAGCUGGGGGAGAUGGAUCUAGCUCAGACUGGCGGUGGCAAGCAGCCAGAAAGACGUGUAUAUAACAAGUAUCCAGAUCCUUGAGAUUUUUCUGCCUUCCUCCUUCUUAGUCCAGUAAAGAAGUCAUUUGCCGCCCUG
Messenger RNA from Arvicola amphibius (Eurasian water vole), 2330 nucleotides. RefSeq names its product RAR related orphan receptor C (gene Rorc). Gene Ontology annotation, biological process: regulation of transcription by RNA polymerase II. The coding region runs from base 141 to 1796 and encodes 551 amino acids. Gene Ontology annotation, molecular function: RNA polymerase II cis-regulatory region sequence-specific DNA binding; nuclear receptor activity; zinc ion binding. The record is from RefSeq and is a predicted model, not a curated record. Lineage: Eukaryota; Metazoa; Chordata; Mammalia; Rodentia; Cricetidae. The transcript has 11 exons. Gene Ontology annotation, cellular component: nucleus.